AUGAGUCGCGAUGGUGUGUUCGCUGAUGAAUAUAAACGCAUCAUAGAGUCCUACAUAGCUAAGGGUUAUGCGCGUAAGCUGUCACCAGCAGAUGCUGCCUUGUCGUCGUCGACAACCUGGUACUUGCCACACUUCGCCGUUGCCAACCCUAAUAAGCCGGGCAAGUUGCGAUUGGUUUUUGACGCAGCUGCUGAGGUGGGGGGUAUUUCACUCAAUACGCAUCUACUAAAGGGACCACAGGACUACAAGUCGUUGCCGUCCAUUCUCUUCCACUUCCGCGAAGGUGCAGUUGCGGCAGACAAUCGAUAUGGGUUGACUGCGCGAGAAGUCGAACUUGCCAAGAAGCUAUUGUGCCGCCUUGUUCAACGAGAGGUAUUCGCUGCAGAAUUUCAGCAGAUACAGAACGGCCAAAAUAUCGCACGUAACAGCGCGCUGCUACAGCUCUCGCCAUAUAUAGACAAAGAUGGUGUGCUCCGCGUGAAUGGUCGCAUCGACGCCGCCAGCUGGCUGCCCAUAAGCUCUGGACACCCCAUCAUAUUGCCGCCAAAGCACUACUUCGCGAAACUGGUUGUGAUGCACUACCAUAAAGUUAUGCGGCACCAGAAAACUGAGGCUACAAUAUGCGAGAUACGACGCCACUAUUGGAUCCCACAACUACGAACUCUGCUACGCAGCGUAAUCACGCACUGUUUGGAGUGCCGCUUAAGAAAAGUACAGCCUGAACCGCCUCAAAUGGCGCCGCUACCAAUUGACAGGCUCACGCCAUAUAUAAGGCCAUUUAGCUAUACGGGACUAGACUAUUUCGGCCCGAUAGCUGUUACCAUUCGUCGCAGUACUGAGAAGAGGUGGGUGGCGCUCUUCACCUGUUUGACGGUGAGAGCGGUGCACUUAGAGCUGGCCCAUGAUUUGAGCACUGACUCAUGCAUUGUUGCUCUACGAAACUUUAUGAAUCGUCGUGGUGUGCCUAUACGUCUACGUUCCGAUAAUGGUAAGAACUUUGUCGGCACAGAAAGGGAAGCCAAACGUUUCCGUGAGGUGUUCGACUGCAGCCGCAUUCAAGAUGAGCUAACCAGCAAGGGAGUUGAGUGGAUAUUUAACUCCCCGUUUAAUCCAUCGGAAGGAGGCGUCUGGGAAAGAUUAGUGCAAUGCGUCAAAAGGGUGUUACGCCAAACCUUGAAGGAGACAGCGCCUAAGGAGCACACGCUCAACUGCUUCCUGAUUGAGGCGAAAAACAUCGUAAACUCCCGGCCUCUGACGCAUUUGCCUAUAUCCGUCGACCAAGAGCAGCCCCUUACACCUAACAAUUUUCUUCUGGGUGAGCCGAACGAUGCACAUACGCCAACCGCAGAGAGCGUACUGGAGAAG
Messenger RNA from Rhagoletis pomonella (apple maggot), 1365 nucleotides. RefSeq lists its product as uncharacterized. The annotation marks the transcript as partial. Gene Ontology annotation, molecular function: nucleic acid binding. Gene Ontology annotation, biological process: DNA integration. Lineage: Eukaryota; Metazoa; Arthropoda; Insecta; Diptera; Tephritidae. The transcript is spliced from 2 exons. The record is from RefSeq and is a predicted model, not a curated record.